AUGGCCCAAUGCAAAGACACCCAGACCUCCAGCUCAGAGGGCUGGAUGCCCCCAGCGACCCCCCGAGCCCUGCCCUUAGGGCAAGCCAACAUCUACCCGCUGGGCGAGCCACACGCCGUCAGUGUAUCCCUGCCAAAAUGGGACUCGAUCAUCGCACAGUCCCGCGGUGAGAAGUGGGUGGUGGAUCAGCUUGAAUGGAGCUAUCCGCGAUUCCAUAUCAACAAGCCGGUGCAGGACCUCUCAGAUGCAGUCCUCCACAGGCUUCAAGUCUCCACCGAUUGCCGAUGCAUGGUUUUCGCCUCAGUCGCUGCUGCCUCUGAAUGCCUUGAAGCCCUCCGGAGGAGCGACGAGCAGAAGUCCUUCACCGAGACGGUCCGCUUCUUCAUGCCCGCCGAGUCCAACAGCAAUGGGAUUGCAGGACCCCAUUGGGCGAACUUCUCUGCCGUCCUCCUUGCGCCGGAUCUCUGGGACGAGGCCAUGGCCUACUGGCGAGACUCGGGCAACGGUUUGUCCACGCGGCAUGCGGAGUAUAUCCUGACGGAACUCGACUAUCUUGACUCCGACUGCGCGGGCAUGCUGGAACUCCGCACCCCUGCUCUGAGAAAACGUGGGGGUGGGAUCUGCCGAGAGAUUCCCGCAUCGUAUCAAAAGAUCCAGGCGGCAGAGUCCAGCUUCUCGGAGCUGCGUGAUGCUCUGGCUCGUCUUGCAAGCUCCAAUAGGCCCGGCGAGCCGCCUGUACAGCCCGACGAUGUAUUCUUGUUUCCGACUGGCAUCAAUGCCGUAUACUCGCUGUCCGAGUGCCUGGCGGGCUCGGACAAGACCGCGACCGUCGCUGCCUUUGGAUGGCUGUACACCGAAACCGUUGGCAUCCUCCGCCGAGGCUCCUGGGGCGAGGUCCUCUCGUACAAAUCCGGCAGCGAGAAAGAGCUCGAGAGCCUAGCGGAAACCCUACGCUCAGGCAAAAAGGUCCAUGCCCUCUUCUGCGAGUUCCCGAGCAAUAUCCUCCUGUCCUGCCCGGACCUGCGACGACUCCGCGAGUUGGCCGAUGAAUACGGAUUCAUCAUCGCCUGUGAUGACAGCGUCGUGGGCUACGUCAAUCUGGACGCACUACCGUUUGUGGACGUCAUGGUUUCUAGUCUGACGAAGACAUUUAGCGGAAGCUCGAAUGUCAUGGGGGGGAGUCUGGUGGUGAACCCGUCCUCCAAGCACCGCACAACCCUCCGCUCCGCCCUUUCAGCACACCACAAGAAGGCCCAAAUCACCUACUUCCCCCUCGACGCCGCAACCCUCCUAGCAAACAACAAGACAAUGCACCAGCGCAUCAAGCAAUGCAACGAAAACACCCUCCCGCUUGUCCGCCUGGUUUCCGCACACCCGUCCAUCUCAGCAGUCCACCACCCGUCCACAGCGCCAACAGCGCACAACUACGAGGCCAUGAUGCGCAAGACCGAGCCCGCAGGCUACGGCAACAUCCUGAGCAUCGUGUUCCGCGACCCGCGCAGCGCAGAGCACUUCUUCAAUGUCCUGCAGGUGUGCAAGGGGUCGAGCUUCGGGACGAACUUUACGGUUGCGGUGCCGUACGUGCAUCAUGCGCUUUACUCGAAGAGGGAGAAGGUCCCGCGGUAUGGAGUUCCCGCGCAUAUCAUUCGGGUGAGUGUUGGGUUGGAGGAUGGGGGGGAGUUGGUGGGGGUUAUGGAGGAGGCGUUGAGGGAGGUUGAGCGGUUUGAGGGGGGGAGUGCAGGUGCCCGUGGAGUGGAAGAUGUGCUCAAUUGA
This is a messenger RNA of Aspergillus mulundensis, 1773 nucleotides long. RefSeq names its product Cys metabolizm PLP-dependent enzyme. NCBI's taxonomy places the organism in Eukaryota, Fungi, Ascomycota, Eurotiomycetes, Eurotiales, Aspergillaceae. The record is from RefSeq and is a predicted model, not a curated record. Bases 1 to 1773 code for a protein of 590 amino acids. The transcript has 5 exons. Gene Ontology annotation, biological process: transsulfuration. Gene Ontology annotation, molecular function: pyridoxal phosphate binding; cystathionine gamma-synthase activity.